Molecule: messenger RNA, 2310 nt
Organism: Agelaius phoeniceus (red-winged blackbird)
Lineage: Eukaryota; Metazoa; Chordata; Aves; Passeriformes; Icteridae
Source: RefSeq, a predicted model, not a curated record
AUGCACAAGGAGGCAGUGUCCUACACCCUGAGGAUCGAGGGGAAGCCUUACACCAUCCACCUGCAGCAGCAUGCCUUUUUAUCUGAUGAUUUCCAGACUUAUGUGGCCAGCGAGCAGGGAUCUUUGCACUCUGAUUCUGCCCACGCUGAGGGAGGCUGCCACUACUGGGGCUACAUCGAUGGCUUCCCCAGCUCAGCAGUGACCCUCAACACCUGCUCAGGGCUCAGGGGUUUGCUGCAGUUUGAGAACGUGAGCUACGGGAUCCAGCCCCUGGGCUACUCCCCUGCCUUCCAGCACGUGCUGUACCGAGUGGGUGAGGAGCAGCCCCUCCCGGCAGCUGCACAAUCUCCCAAAUACCUCACAGUGUACGUGGUUUUGGACAAGGCUUUGUACAACUAUAUGGGAUCAGACCCGAAUGCUGCGACACAGAACAUAAUCCAGGCCUUCAGUUUAAUCAACAAUAUGUUUAAUCCCCUUAAUGUCACCAUUGUGCUGUCCUCCCUGGAGCUGUGGGCAGAGGGGGAUAAAAUAUCAACAGCAGGGGACACAAAUGACCUUCUACAGCGAUUUUUACAGUGGAAACAGUUGUCUCUGGAGACACAGGCACACAACAUUGCUUCUCUUUUAGGGUACAGGCACCAAGGAGCCCUCGUGGGUGCAGCAGCUCCAGGAAAGGCAUGUCAGAGAGAUGCUGCUGCCACGGUGGCCCUGUACCACGGGAACGUGACCCUGGAGGCCUUGUCAGUGCUGCUGGCCCAGGUGCUGGGCCAGAGCCUGGGCAUGAGCCCCGACAGCCCCCGAGGCUGCAGCUGCCCUGGACGAGUGUGCACCAUGAGCCCUGCGGCGCUACAUCUCAGUGGGUCAAAAGCCUUCAGCAACUGCAGCAUCAGGGACUUUGAGAGCUUCCUGAAGCAGGGCAGAGGGGAUUGCCUUUUUGGCAGCCCCAGGCUGAGCCGCCAGUCCCGGCAGAGCGGCGCCGUCUGCGGCAACCGCGUGGUGGAGCCGGGCGAGCAGUGCGACUGUGGCACAGCCCAGGAAUGCCUGAAGGACAGGUGUUGCACUCCAAGAUGUAGACUCAGGCCAAGAGCAAAAUGUGCCUCUGGAUUAUGUUGUAGAAAUUGUCAGUUCAAGUGGAGGAACUCGCUGUGCCGCCCGGCCGCCGAUGCCCAGUGUGACCUGCCCGAGUUCUGCAGCGGCUCCUCCGCCUCCUGCCCGCCCGAUGUGUACGUGCAGGACGGGCAGGAGUGCGGGCGUGGCACCGGCUACUGCUACCAGGGACGCUGCCAGUCCCCGGACCUGCAGUGCAGGAGGCUCUACGGGACAGACUCCAGGAACGCUCCUGUGAUGUGCUACGAGGAGAUCAACGGGCAGCGGGACAGGUUUGGGCACUGCGGCUUCAAGCCCGACCGCAGCUACCGGCUCUGUGUUUGGAGGGACCUCAGGUGUGGGAAGUUAAUCUGCACAUACCCAUCCCACAAGCCCUUCUUAGCCCCUGCCACUGCUGUGAUGUACGCCCGGGUGAAGCAUCAUAUCUGUGUGUCUCUGAACUACCUGAACGUGUCCAGAUGGCUGGAUCCCCUUCUGGUUGCUCCAGGGACAAAGUGUGGCUCUGGAAGGGUGUGUAUGAACAACACAUGCCACCCUCUGUCGGUGCUGGGACCCAUCUGUGACAGCAAAACAAAGUGCCACGGCCACGGCGUGUGCAACAACAAGGGCAACUGCCACUGCAACAUGGGCUGGCAGCCCCCUGACUGCCAGUGGAGGGGGUCACGCCGGGGGGGCAGCUGGGACAGCGGGCUGCAGUUCACAGAGGGAGGCCUGCAGCGAGCACUGGAGGACGGUGAGAUGGCCUGGCUGGUGCUGGGCUCCAGCCUCGUCCUGCUGUUCCUGACGGCGGCCCUGGGGCUCGGCCUGUGGCGGCAGCAGGUGCCUGGCCAGUGCCAUGGGGAGCGGGCGCCGGGCACCGAGGGGGCCAAGGCCCCACUGCAGAUCCCCCACAGCAGCAGCCGGGACACGGGCAGGGAGCUGGAGCCAGACCUGGAGCGAAACCUGGAGCCAGAGCAGGAGGUAAAACGGGAGCCAGGCCUGGAGCUACAUCAGGACCCAGGCCUGGAGCUAAAAUGGGAGCCAGACCUCGACCUAAACCGGGAGCCAGACCUGGAGCUAAAAUGGGAGCCAGACCUGGAGGUACAGGAGCCAGAGCUGGCCCCGGAGCUGCAGACAGACGUAGAGCUGGAGCCAGAGCUGGAGAUGAAGACAGACACGGACCCACCAGCAGAGCCAGCGCUGGGGCAGCACCACGGGCACUAA